Messenger RNA from Protobothrops mucrosquamatus (brown spotted pit viper), 2624 nucleotides. It is a transcript of the gene PALD1, whose product is annotated as phosphatase domain containing paladin 1. Bases 9 to 2615 code for a protein of 868 amino acids. NCBI's taxonomy places the organism in Eukaryota, Metazoa, Chordata, Lepidosauria, Squamata, Viperidae. The transcript is spliced from 19 exons. The record is from RefSeq and is a predicted model, not a curated record.
UGUGGAUUAUGGGUACAACUGCCAGCACAGCUCAGCAGACAGUAGCAACAGCAACAUUUGAGAAUAUUCACGGCAGCGGAACCAUGGAGGAUCACCAUUCCCUCAGUAUCCACUCCUUCCAGACCAUUGGCCUCCACAAUAACAAAGCCAAGUCUAUCAUUACUAAUAAGGUGGCGCCUGUUGUCAUUACCUACAACUGCAAGGAAGAAUUUCAAAUACAUGAUGACUUAUUGAAAGCCAGCUAUACUGUGGGGCGGAUUACAGAAUCUACUCCAGAACACUAUCUUGUCCAGGGGAAAUAUUUUAUGGUCCGUGAUGUAUACGGCAUAUUAGAUGUCCUGAAUACUUCCAGCACUUGUGGGGCUCCCAACUUUCGGCAGGCCAAAGGAGGAUAUGCAGUGUUUGGGAUGGGGCAGCCCACCUUUGGUGGAUUCAAGCAAGUUCUGCAGAAGCUCCAGAAUGAUGGUCAUAAGGAAUGUAUUGUGUUUUGCGUUCGUGAAGAACCUGUACUUUUUCUGCGGAUGGACAAUGAUUUCAUCCCCUACACUCCAAGAGCAAAGGAGAACUUGAAGGAGAACCUACACAAUCUGCACACAGGAGUUAAAGUAGAAGACCUGGAAGUCUCUAUUCGAAAAGAGAUCCAUGACUUUGCCCAGCUGAGUGAGAAUAUAUAUUAUGUCUACAAUGAUACUGAACAUUUCAAAGAUGAGCCACAUUCAGUCAAAAUUUUCUGUGAAGAAGACAUCCAGGUGACGGAGGAAGUGUACAAGAGGCCUGUCUUCCUGCAGCCAUCUUAUAGAUACCAUCGUCUGCUUUUGCCUAUGGAUGGAGCUCCUUUAGACACACAGUUUGAUGCUUUCAUCAGUUUCCUUCGGGAAAGUCCAAAUCUGCUCUUUCUCCAAGAUCCCAGCAAGCCACCUCCUGCCCUGGUUUUUAGUUGCCAAACUGGUGUCGGGAGGACCAAUUUCGCCAUGAUCUUAGGAACUCUGGUCCUCUAUCACCGUAAACGUGGCCUGGAAAAACAAGAUCACAGCCUUCCACAGUCUACCAAAUAUUCACCCAGGGAACAAUUUCGGAUUAUUCAGAACUUCAUCGGCAUGGUACCCAACGGCCAACGGAUAGUGGAAGAGGUGGAUGCUGCCAUUGCCUUAUGUUCAGAAAUGCAUGAUGUGAAGGAAGCCAUGUAUGAAUACAAGAGGAAAUUGGAAGGAAUUGGAGAAGAUUAUCAAAACCAGAAGAACGGCACCAAAGAGUGUUUCCUUCAGAAGACAUUACAGAGACUUGAACGUUAUUUCUUCUUGAUCAUUUUCAAUUAUUACCUUCAUGAACAGUAUCCCUUGGCUUUUGCUCUCAAUUUCAGUAGAUGGAUCUGCAGGCACCCUGAGCUGUAUAGACUUCAAGCCAACAUGAAUCUGUCAGAACUUACAAUCACAGCGGAACAGAUAACUAAGGGAGUACGAGUUGUGGAUGAACGGUUUUCUCCAGAUGUUCUUAGUACCAUCAAAGACAUGAACGUGGCCAAUUUCCGGAGAGUUCCUAAAAUGCCUGUGUAUGGAAUGGCUCAGCCCAACUCCAAGGCAAUUGGGAAUGUCUUGAACUAUUUGACAGAUGCAAAGAGGAAACAUUCUCACAUCUUAUGGAUUAAUCUCCGUGAAGAUAUAGUUCUAGAAGAGAAUGAACAAACCUAUACCUUACGGGAAAUUGGCAAUCUGGAACAGCAGAUAACGGUACCCGUAGCAUCAUCAGAACAACUAGAGAAACUGGAAUCUGUCUUGAAGAAUGAUCUGCUGAAAUCCCAGAAACGGAUUGAGGUUUAUUUGGAACAGGAGAAACAGAUGAAAAUAUUGAAAUCAUGCUUAACCAUGCAGGAGAUAUUUAACCAGCACAAAAGCAAUUGCCAAGGGCUGGCCUACAAACGGAUCCCAGUUCCAGACUUCUGUGGUCUGAAGGAGAAGGACUUUGAUCAGAUGCUGGAAGCCAUGAAGGGUGCACUGGCUGAAGACUCUCACACAGCCUUUGUGUUCAACUGUCACAGUGGCAGAGGAAGAACUACAACAGCCAUGGUUAUUGCUGUCCUCAUCCUUUGGCAUUUCAAUGGAAUCCCUGAGAUCACGGAGGAUGAGAUUGUGAGUGUGCCUGAUGCCAAAUACACAAAAGGAGAAUUUGAGGUGGUAAUGAAAGUGGUCCAGAUAUUGCCAGAGGGACACCGAAUGAAGAAGGAGGUUGACAUGGCAUUGGACACAGUGAGUGAAACGAUGACACCUAUGCACUACCACCUGAGAGAAAUCAUCAUUAGUACUUACAGACAGGGGAAAACUGCAAAGGAGGAAGCAGACAUGCAGACCUUACAGCUAAGGAGCCUGCAAUUCUUGGAACGUUAUAUUUAUCUCAUUCUGUUCAACGCGUAUCUUCACUUGGCAAAAAAAGACUCCUGGGAGAAACCUUUCAGCGUCUGGAUGCGUGAGGUGGCAGCCAAGGCGGGUGUCUACGAGAUCCUGAACCAGCUGGGUUUUUCUGAAUUUGAAACUCUGGACAGCCAGGCACUCUCCCAGCUUCGCUAUCGCUGGCAGGAGCAAAGCCGUAGCAUCCUGCCCUUCCGAGGAGAGUUCAUUUAGGACUCAACG